UAGUAUUUUAUCUCCAUAGAUUGGUAUGUGACUUCUAUAUAUGUCUUAUCAUUUAGAAGUCUGCGACCAAAUUUACAAGAUGGACACUAAGUUGAAUUUCUUUCUGUCUUUUGCCGUUCUAUUAAACUCCGCCAAUGGCUUUUUGUUUGACGUCAUUACAAACCAUCUACCACAUACAGUAUGUUACGGGGAUCUCGGAUGUUUCAAUAAUGGGAUACCAUUCCUUGACCUUUUGCAUCGACCAUUAUCAGUAGCCCCAGAAUCACCUGCAAAGAUAGGCACGCGAUUUUUGCUGUAUACGCGGGCCAAUCCUACCAUGGCACAGGAGCAAGCACUUGACCCGCACGCUGACACGACAAUACAAAGUUCAAAUUUUGAUGGGUCAAAACCAACAAAAAUUAUCGUGCACGGUUUUACCCAUAAUGCCCACAGAACAUGGAUUCUUGAUAUGACCAAGGAACUUCUAAUCGCGGGUGACUUCAACGUGAUUACCGUGGACUGGCAUAACGGAGCAGUGUUACCAUACGAGAAGGCUACUGCUAACACACGAGUGGUUGGAGCCCAGCUAGCCCAACUCGUCAACAAGCUUAUAAAGGGCUAUAGCUCCACCUCGGCAAUGUUCCACAUUAUCGGACACAGUUUAGGAGCACACGUUGCUGGGUAUGCCGGGGAGAGAAUAAGUCACCUUGCUAGAAUCUCAGGGCUUGACCCGGCUAGUCCUUAUUUUGAAAACAUGGAUAUAAAAGUUCGUCUGGACCCAAGCGACGCAGAUUUUGUUGACGUCAUUCACACAGACGGCGGCGGUAUUAAGAACAUUGGUUUUGGUGCUACACAAGAAAUGGGCCAUGUUGACUUUUACCCUAAUGGUGGAGAACGUCAACCAGGCUGCUCGGCCGACGCUGUUGAUAAACUUGGCGCAACAAGCUGGACUGCUAUAACUUCACUGUUUAAUUAUUAUGCCGAGGAGGAAGCACUGGCAUGUAGUCACGAACGCUCGUACUACUACUUCACAGAAUCUAUCAACUCUCCAUGUCCAUUCACUGCCUUCGUGUGUCCCAGUGCAGACGACUUCCACAAUGGGCAUUGCGUGAGGUGUAAAAAUGACGGAUGCUCAAGGAUGGGUUACCAUGCCGACCAGUUUGAUGCACGUGGGAAACUUUACCUUGAGACAGAAUCUAGCUCAACAUUUUGUGAUUAUGUGUAUCAACUCAACAUUAGUACUAUAAACAACUUUGAUGGUAUAAUUACAAUAACACUGGAGGGAGUAAAUGGAACAAUAGGACCAAAACCCUUAAUGAGUAAAAAUGAGCUACAUCUACGGAAUGAGGUCAUCAGUAAAACGUUCUUGAGUAGGACCGACAUAGGUGAUGCCAAAUCUCUAACGGUGCAUUAUGAGAAGAUUGGUACCGUGCUGAUCAGUGGCUCGUACCCGGAUGACUGGCACGUGCUCGGUAUCUCCGUCUGGAGGGCAGACGAUCAAAAACGGAAUUCAUUCUGCGCCUAUCACAAGGAGAUAGAUAACCACAAGAACGCCUUAUUUGGUCGCUCUGGUACCUGCUAAGACAACUCUACAACCUCGUACCUGACUUGUCACAUAAACAAUUAAAAUCCUAGAUCCUA
Molecule: messenger RNA, 1620 nt
Organism: Ruditapes philippinarum (Manila clam)
Lineage: Eukaryota; Metazoa; Mollusca; Bivalvia; Venerida; Veneridae
Product: inactive pancreatic lipase-related protein 1-like
Exons: 9
Coding region: 41-1561 (506 amino acids)
Biological process (GO): lipid metabolic process
Molecular function (GO): protein binding; triacylglycerol lipase activity
Source: RefSeq, a predicted model, not a curated record